Penicillium mononematosum is the source of this 684-nucleotide messenger RNA. RefSeq lists its product as uncharacterized. The transcript has 2 exons. The coding region runs from base 1 to 684 and encodes 227 amino acids. NCBI's taxonomy places the organism in Eukaryota, Fungi, Ascomycota, Eurotiomycetes, Eurotiales, Aspergillaceae. The record is from RefSeq and is a predicted model, not a curated record.
AUGUAUACUGAGGAUAAUACAUCGGUAAACAAAGCUGUCAAGGCACUCUCCCAGCCUGUCGGGAUCAGACCAGAACAUAUCGCCGAGGAAGAAACUCUCCUCUACCUCAAACCUAAAUACGACCACCGUUCGCCCAAUGAAUAUACGAUCAAGAGGUAUUGGGAUGACUCAACGGUUUUCACAGUCACUGGCCACAAAUAUGGUGACACUCCAGCUCGCGAAUUUCGCGAUUCAUCAGGACUCCCAAUGUUCCAGUCUCGCGAGGCGGUCUUAGCAUGGAAAAGACCCCUGCGGGUACGACUACCCGGCAAGGAAGAUGAGGAGCUUGUGGAUUUCAGAGUCGACAUGAAAAAGGUCUACCGACUCACAUUUCGCAACUCAAUGGAGCCGGACUCGAAAAGUGAGAGUGAAAGAAUGGCGACGGUCGAAGUCCGAGAGUCGGGCACUUACGCGUGGCAAGGAUUCUCAGCCAGUGUUGGCGGCCAGAAAGUGGUUGAUGUUCGUGAGAGCAUGACGAUGAAUAAGACGCUGCCCAAAUGUACCUCUCAAGGAGACGUGUCUCUAAUGCCACGACAAGUGCUUGAGAUUCUUGUUGCUGAAGGGUUUGACUUGUCGCUAGCUGCACUUAUUGCCGUGUACAUGGCAGAUACGAGGUUCAGCACUGCACCUCCUCCUCGAUGCUGA